This is a messenger RNA of Blepharisma stoltei, 1418 nucleotides long. Lineage: Eukaryota; Ciliophora; Heterotrichea; Heterotrichida; Blepharismidae. The record is from the annotation of a GenBank genome assembly.
AUGAAAUUAAGCCAAUUAGAUUCAGAGCAAGACAAAAAUGACAUUGAGUCUGAACAUCUAUGGAAUCUAAAACGUACGGAUCGUUCUGAAAAGCUGGUUCGAAUUAAUCUACGCUUAUUGAAAGGCAAUAAUUCUUUUGCAAAAUCUCCAUUAUCUCAAAUAUUAACACAUAUUAAAAUGGUGACAAUGCAGGCCUGCAAUUAUCUUUUUUAACACUUCAGGCAAGAUAGCAAAAUUUAUUAGGCUGUACAUGAAACCUUCUUUUCUGUGACUGUAGAAAAGGACACUUUGGGGAUCUCAGAUAUUAGAAAGUCAAUUCUAGGAGCAAUAUCUUUUUACGCAAUAAAACGCCAGAGCUUUUUUCCCCUCAAAACUGAAUAUAUAUUUAUAAGGGAUCUUUUUGAUAGCAUUGGACAUUCAUUUUAAUUUUUAAAAUUAACUUGUCCUUUUCAGAUUUGUUGAAAAGCAGCAAAUUGUUGGUUAUAGUUUUAAGAUGCCUAAUCUAUAGGCAAGCAUCCUGGGCCAUAUUUUUUUCUGGUCAGUAUUCUACUGGUGUAUAGCAAUCUUUUAUGGUGGAUAAAUUAUAGUUGCAUCCAGUAAACGAAUCUCUUGCUAGAAUUUACUGAAGCCAGAAAUCAUAAGUUGCAAAGUCUGCCUUUAAUCAUAAUUUUAUCUCAAAUUCACGUCACCCAUUGAAUGGCUCUUCCAGAUAAUCAUUUUUUUGGGAGUUAUGAAGAUAACGACCUAUAUAAGUCGAAUCUAUUUAUAGCAGACGAAAAUGGCAACAUCAAAAUAAUAAAAUCUGGUCCACCACGCGCUGAGGAGUUUGAUUACUUUGCCUCUUGCUAUUAUGAUGAUUCAAUUUUCAUUUUUGCUGAUGAAGGAUAUGCUGAAAGAUAUAUAAUACAACAAAAUAGGUGGAUACAUCUGACUAAUUUCCCAACUGGUUUAUUUGAACCGAGGCGAUCUAUAGGGUUCAACCAAAAAAUUAUUAUUCGCCCAAAUUAUGAUGAUCAAUUUUGAGUAUACGAUAUUAAUUUGGACUCCUAUAGUGAAUGUUUGCUAACUGGAAACCAUGGUCAAAAAAUGAUAAAAGAUUCAGGAAAAAUUUAUUCAAUAAAUUAUACUUCGUCUACUUCAAUAUUAUAUUGCUUUAAUCCUUUUGAAGAAUGGAGAUGUGUUAAACAUCACGAUCAGCUUCCUGAUGACUUAAUGUAUGCACCUUCUGUGUAUUCCAAGGGAUCAAUUUAUUAUCUUACUCCGAGUUCCAUAAUUUUUAAGUCGUAUAUAUUAUAUAUUUUAAUAAAAUUUAAAUAAAUAUUUUUUAUUAAAGCCGUGCUAGAAGGAUGAAUAGAAAUAGAAUUUUAUAUGAAUUUUCACUCAAGACAUUUAAAGUAAAGGUAGGGAAAGCCUUUUAA